UGGCGAUAGAAAAUUGUGAGAUUGUUCGGUCCGGUAUUAUUCCUAAACUCUCGUCAUUGUUAUGGAAAGCAAAAAUUCCGACAUCAGGGAAACACAGGAUCUCUUUAAGUGGCAGUACAAUUGCAGUCAUAGUAAGACGUAUGUUGGCAAAUGUCUCAUCAUAAACAAUGAAGAAUUUAAUGGCCAGCCAGAGUAUCGGCGGAAAGGCACUGAGAGAGACGGGGAACGCCUGCUUCGCACGUUUAAGAAACUGAGAUUUGACGUUGAAGUGAAGAAAAACCUGAAAAAAGAUGAAAUGAUCCGCGUGCUGCAAGAUGUGUCUAAGGAGAAGCACAAAGAGAUGGGCUGUUUUGUCUGUGUGUUUCUCACUCAUGGAGCACCAGGAGCCCUGUACGGCAGUGAUCUCCAGACAGUUCCUGUGAGAACACUGACCUCUAUGUUAACCGCUGACCGAUGCCCGACACUCCAGAACAAACCCAAACUCUUCAUAUUUCAGGCCUGCAGGGGGCUCCAGUAUGACUCUGGUAUUGAAACAGACUCUGAGGCUGAGAGUUCGGACUUUGUUGGAACAUCAGAUGUUCCAGAGAUGGACUUCCUCUGCUGUUACUCUACAGCCCCAGGAUACUACUCAUGGAGGAAUCCGGGUACGGGCUCAGUAUUCAUCAAUGAGCUGUGUGAGAUGCUAGAGAAAUACCAUGACCUGGAAAUAAUUCAAAUCCUAACCAGGGUCAGUCAUCAAGUGGCCACUAACUUUUACUCCAAGACACAAAAUCCGAAUUCUGAUGCGAAGAGACAAAUGCCCACCAUCCUCUCCACCCUUACAAGAGAAUUAUACCUCACAGCUAAAUGAAGUUUGUACUUAGAUGUACAUGUUUAUCCUGGUGCAUU
Chanos chanos (milkfish) is the source of this 888-nucleotide messenger RNA. Its product is annotated as caspase-7. The transcript has 6 exons. Lineage: Eukaryota; Metazoa; Chordata; Actinopteri; Gonorynchiformes; Chanidae. Bases 62 to 850 code for a protein of 262 amino acids. The record is from RefSeq and is a predicted model, not a curated record. Gene Ontology annotation, cellular component: cytoplasm; death-inducing signaling complex. Gene Ontology annotation, molecular function: cysteine-type endopeptidase activity. Gene Ontology annotation, biological process: neuron differentiation; positive regulation of neuron apoptotic process; apoptotic process.